UGUCAUUUCAUUUUAUUUUUUAGAAAUUUUCUCGUCACACACACUUACAAGUCAUCAGAUUCACCUACAAAAGCAUCUCAAUCUUUCAAUCAUGACCUAGUCCUGACGGUAAAACUAUCAACAUAAGGGUUUAAUAGUGGUUGACUUUGAGUUGAUUGACAUUAAUCCUCUCACGAGCCGCCAUGGCGGAGCAGGAACAAAUCUAUCGGAUUUCCUUUGUGGCGUUGGGGAAGUGCCGCGAAAGGAAGCUGCUUUGCACCUGGAACAACGUAAAAUGCGGCCCUGCAGAGGGGGAUACCCGGAUUCCAACGGUAUUCAUGUUUGUUAUAGGACUGGUGCAGGUACACAUAUCACUUUUACCUCGAUGUCACUCGAACUCUACUUUGGACAAGAUUCUGUGGUUGUAGCGAUGAUCCACAAAACAAAGUGAAAAAAAUAUCUUCAUCAAAAAAAAAAAAACUCCACAGAUCAAGAAGCUGUUGGAAGCGGCCGACAAGCGGCUGACUCCCGGGCAGCGGCAGAAGCUCGAGUGGGAUGGGGCAACGGUGUUCUGCAUGAAGGAGUUUCCGGACGGGGAGAUGUUGUACACCAUUUUGGUGAUCAACGAUGAGGUAUGACAGUGCACAGCGCCCGCGCCCCCUCCCCCUCAUUUGUAUGGCAAGAACAGCAAUACAAGCAACGACAGCUAUGUGGCUUUCGCAUGACAAAUCCGUACAUGGAUUGUAGUCCUGUUUGAGCGUCCAAAACUUGUCGUGCGAAAAGAGCUUAAAGGCAAGUAGAGGUCGACUUGGUCUUUUGCAUUACAAAUGAGGGGGAGGAGGAGUUGUGCACUCUCAUACGAGGCGGAGGAGUACCCCGAGAGGAUCGCGUACGGCUUUCUGGCCGACCUGAAAAAGAAGGUGGACGACGACAUGCAGGCGGGGCACCUGGUGGACGGCCCCGAGGACGACAGCAUGAGCGCGCAGCUCGCCGAGUUCAUAACCCAGCAGGCGCUGACCUACGACGACCCCGGGGAGUACGACAAGCUGGCGCGGGUGCAGGCGAAGACCAAGGCCGUGCAGCAGCUGAUGCGCGGGAACAUCGGGCAGAUGCUGAAGAACACGGAAAAUUUGAACGUGCUGGACGAACAGACGCAAGCGAUGGAGCAGGAGGCGCUGGAGUACGACGAUACCGCUGAGGAAAUCAAAGACUACUUCUGGUUAUGCAUUGCAAAAGUAUAAUCUUCGUACUAGUAUCGAUUGCAUUUUAAGAAAAAUGCAAUUUUUCAUGGGGUACUAAAAAGUUUGUCAGAUUCGUCAUAUUGCAUGACUGCAAUUUAUACGAGUGCGAUAGUUGUACUUUUGCGCAGGAUACUGGUGGAAAGACUGCCGCGUGACCGUGUUGAUAAUCAUUGGCAUCAUGGUGCUCGCUCUCAUUGUGCUAAAAUGCAGCGGCUGCCUGGAGUGCAUCAGUGGCGGAAAUGAUGCACAUAGCCACGACGCGGGAUCAAAUACAGCAAAUAACGGGGGGCAAGGGCAAGGCGGCGCACCGGUGUCGGCAUAUUAGUAGAGUUGUGACUGUUUUAUUGGUCUUGAUUUUGGUUUUUGAUUGAAGCAAGUUCAUGUUCGCAUAGGUGGUAUUACGUGCUAGGGCAUGUAGGUUUUCCACGUUUUAAGGCUCAUUCUUGUCUUCCGUCCACCAUUAUUUUCGCAAUGAAUUCUUCAGAUUUUGGUUUUGAUACCUUUUGUAGAAGACAUACGGCCGCUGGAUAAAUACAUUUUGCCAGCUCCGUGUCUCGUUGUUGAAGGCGUCAUAUGACAAAAUUAAUUGAUCGAUUGAUGCAGCUGCUGUGUUUUUCGAUUUUACGUGAAUUAGAAAUCAUAGAAAGUUAAGGCAGCUAGUCCACUAAAGCGGUAAAUCAGACACGCGAAGCGAGGUCCUCUCGGUAAGGUCAUGAGAGCAAAGCUCGGGAGGAGAGGAAAAAGCGUAAACCAAGUUGGGUCAGAAAAUUCCUUAACCUGGCUGCAGCUCUUUUUAGCCGUAACAAAAGACAAAAACGCGUCGCGUUCUCUAUUGGUGGGUCUUACCCUUACUUACUUACAU
Amoebophrya sp. A120 is the source of this 2082-nucleotide messenger RNA. Lineage: Eukaryota; Dinophyceae; Syndiniales; Amoebophryaceae. The record is from the annotation of a GenBank genome assembly.